Messenger RNA from Pectinophora gossypiella (pink bollworm), 1118 nucleotides. RefSeq names its product piggyBac transposable element-derived protein 3-like. The coding region runs from base 409 to 825 and encodes 138 amino acids. Lineage: Eukaryota; Metazoa; Arthropoda; Insecta; Lepidoptera; Gelechiidae. The transcript is spliced from 2 exons. The record is from RefSeq and is a predicted model, not a curated record.
CCCAGAUUCCCCUACUGGCCUUUUAAACGCCCGCCAAUACUUAUCAAAUCUACCCUCGAUUAUUUGUAGAAUUAAUGUUUUCUACCCUAGUUAUCUCUGCGUUAUUCUCCUUAGUGUUAAUUAAACUUCAUGACAGUAACUUGUUAAUGCUAUUUGUGUGCCUAUUUUCAAUUAAUUUUGCGGUUUUAAGUGACAGUUAAUAAAAUAUUUCGAAAUAUGGCUUCUAAGAGGUAAGUUUUUAUUAGUUUUUCGAGAUAUUAUUGUUUAUUACUUAUAGCUUUAUUGAGACGUAAGUACAUAUUAGUCAAGAAAUGGAAAAUAAAGUAUCUUACAAGAGUUUUUUAUAUCAAUUUUGAUCUUGAAAGUUUAUGGUCGUUUAAACGCCCAGUAGGAGAAUCAACGUCUGUUAUGUUUUUCAGGCCGCGCUAUAUGAAACCGUUGAGAUUGAUUGAAAUUAUCGAAGAGCUGGAGUGUAUUGACGAUAACGAUCAAUUACCAAGUGGCGUAGCUAUUUUACCACCUGAAAAUGCGAACGCUGAUGUAACUGAUGAGGAUUCUGGAGGCGAAGAAGUUGUAACUUGGCAUAAUCUUCUAGGUUCUCAGCUGAAAGCUCAAGCGGACCUGAUCUAUUCAGACGACGAAUCUUUUGACAUUGAACAUGAAUUGCCUUUGUCUACGAUAGCCAAAAGAAGAUGUACAGGCAUUGUAUCUAUUGAUGAAGCUGCGGAUCCCCCGGAACAGACUAUAUCAAAUGUCACUGCACCUACCGAAUGUGAUACACCUCUUAUAGCCGUGACAGUGCCACGUAAUCAAAAAUAUCAGUGAAGGAAUCGUCACAAUGCACAUAGAUUCCUAGAGGGGCAAAAAAUCGAGAUUGAGCUGACCAAAAUAUAGGACCAGCAUCAGGGGGGAAAAUGGUAUUUUCCAUUGCUGUGUCAUUGCCUCGACAUGGCUGUUCACAAUGCUUGGCAGUUGUACAAGGCUGAUAGUGGCGAAUAUUAUCAUCUGACUUAUCGCAGGGCGGUAGCAAGAAGCUUACUGGAGAACUCUGGUGACGUAUCAAAAAACGGAAAAGCGUGGUCCACGUCCAACGUCAAGAAACUACCGUGAAACGUCCC